Sclerotinia sclerotiorum 1980 UF-70 is the source of this 1170-nucleotide messenger RNA. Its product is annotated as actin-like protein 2. NCBI's taxonomy places the organism in Eukaryota, Fungi, Ascomycota, Leotiomycetes, Helotiales, Sclerotiniaceae. The coding region runs from base 1 to 1170 and encodes 389 amino acids. Gene Ontology annotation, biological process: Arp2/3 complex-mediated actin nucleation. The transcript has 4 exons. Gene Ontology annotation, molecular function: actin filament binding. The record is from RefSeq and is a predicted model, not a curated record. Gene Ontology annotation, cellular component: actin cortical patch; Arp2/3 protein complex.
AUGGCAGAACCACCAAUAGUUCUCGAUGGAGGAACUGGUUUCCUGAAAGUCGGAUAUGCAGCUCAGAAUUUCCCCGAGUUUCAAUAUCCAUCUAUUGUCGGCCGACCAAUUCUGCGUUCCGAAGAAAAGGGUGACGAUGGCAUGGUCAUCAAGGACAUUAUGUGUGGUGAUGAAGCUGCCGCAGCAAGAACCAUGCUUCAAGUAUCGUAUCCUAUGGAAAACGGUAUCGUGAAGAAAUGGGAUGACAUGCAACAUCUUUGGGACUAUACAUUUUACGAGAAAAUGAAGGUUGACCCAACAGGCCGGAAGAUCCUCUUGACAGAACCGCCGAUGAACCCCUUAAAGAACAGAGAACAGAUGUGCGAAGUUAUGUUCGAAAGGUAUCAAUUUGGCGGAGUGUACGUGGCUAUUCAAGCUGUGUUGGCUCUAUAUGCACAAGGUCUCAGUUCAGGAGUUGUGGUCGAUUCUGGAGACGGGGUUACGCAUAUUGUACCUGUUUACGAAUCUGUUGUCCUCAAUCAUCUUACUCGUCGUCUUGACGUCGCAGGUCGAGAUGUCACACGGAACUUAAUUGCUCUCUUAUUACGUCGCGGAUAUGCCUUGAACAGAACAGCGGAUUUUGAAACUGUUCGACAAAUCAAGGAGAAGCUUUGCUAUGUCUCGUACGAUUUAGAAUUGGAUCAACGAUUGAGCGAGGAUACAACUGUCUUAGUUGAGAGUUAUACUUUACCAGACGGCCGUGUGAUUCGUGUGGGUAGUGAACGUUUCGAGGCUCCCGAGUGCCUCUUCCAACCUCAUCUUGUCGACGUCGAGCAACCCGGUAUCGCCGAAUUUCUCUUCAACACCAUUCAGGCCGCCGAUGUUGAUGUUCGAUCCUCACUCUUCAAAGCUAUCGUUCUGUCCGGUGGAUCGUCUAUGUAUCCUGGUCUGCCAUCACGACUUGAGAAGGAAUUAAAACAAUUAUGGUUGACAAGGGUUCUUGGUGGAGAUCCUGAACGGUUAAACAAGUUCAAGGUCCGUAUCGAAGAUCCUCCUAGGAGGAGACAUAUGGUUUUCCUGGGAGGAGCAGUGUUGGCAAAUAUUAUGGCUGAUAAGGAGAAUAUGUGGAUCACGAAGCAGGAAUGGGAGGAGCAGGGCGCUAGAGUACUAGAAAAGUUAGGACCUAGAUAG